Messenger RNA from Bipolaris zeicola 26-R-13, 588 nucleotides. RefSeq lists its product as uncharacterized. NCBI's taxonomy places the organism in Eukaryota, Fungi, Ascomycota, Dothideomycetes, Pleosporales, Pleosporaceae. The record is from RefSeq and is a predicted model, not a curated record. The transcript has a single exon. The annotation marks the transcript as partial.
AUUGUGCGGUUCAACUUGAUCACGUUGUUGCAUAUGCAACUUGUCAACGGCUGCCUUGUGCAUCUACUGCUAGCGGUGAUUCCAUAUAUUGCGUCCAGCUCACAAUGUGCAGUCUGUCAGCUGUCCCGUCAUGAUGAUCAGACUUGCACAAAGCAGGUUUGUACUUGCGUGCAUUUGCCUGUGCAUAUGCACUUCCACUAUAAUUCCACAGCACAGCAUACAUCUUUGAUGCGAGUGUGGGGGAAGUUGGAGCCGUAUUUGCAAAAUGUCAGACGACAACGCCGUGCAUUUAGCACCAUGCAGGCUACCGCAUUUGCAAAAGCCAGAAUCUCUCACCAUAGGACCACGAUGCUGACAUGCGAUCGGCUAUCAGCCCAUAUGCAACCCCCACAAUUGGGACCACGUUGCUCAGCGUCUGAUUCCAUGCAGGUUCGCAUGGCGCACCCUGUCUCGGUUGUCGUACUGCGAAACUCUUGGUAUGUCGCACAUGUCCAUCUCCGCAGUUUGGGCAGGUGGAUCGGCAUGGCCAUGCAGAACAACUGGAUACCGGUGGAUAUCCAGCCCCAUUCAUCGCGGCAUGACGUCUAA